Messenger RNA from Bipolaris maydis ATCC 48331, 1491 nucleotides. NCBI's taxonomy places the organism in Eukaryota, Fungi, Ascomycota, Dothideomycetes, Pleosporales, Pleosporaceae. The record is from RefSeq and is a predicted model, not a curated record.
AUGGUCGACGGGGCUCCCACGGCUAGCAGCAACAAUACUUCUAAUGGAGUAAAAAAUGGCCGAGGGCCAAUUCCAGAGUUGCCCACCGAGGAAUUUGACUUGGGUAGUCUUGUGGCCUGUUUUCGAGAUAUAUCGGAUGGGAAAAGAUUUCAAGGCUCAGCAGUUAAACAGCUUCUUUCCUCAUUGCUUGAAACAAACAUGGAACCGGUUGCUGGCACAAUUGAACAAAAGCUAAAGGAGAAAACGGAGGGCCGUUACGCUGGAGCAGACAUAAAUGCUCUAGGCGAUACCUUUUUCCAGUCUUCCACUACAUCUGCAGAAGGACUGUGGGCAUUGCUGAAGCGACUAUUCUUAACCUUGCUCAACCGACGGAUAUCAUCUAGCUAUCGCCCUUAUCCCGGUUGGAAAGGGCCUCAGAAUAACUGGUUCUUCUCCAUCAAGUACUACUAUGUUUCAUUCGGAGGCCAGGACGUUUAUCCGGGUCAGGAGUCAGGACCCUUCCGCCAGAACCUGCCGCACCUCCGAAUAUGCCGUGGAAGCUCAUCUGUGGCAUUGAGCUUCUCUGAUACAGAGGGAGCAAAUACGGCUGCUGCAUUACCAUGGAGACUCUUGAUCCUCUCUUGCGAUCGGGAACAUUCUUUAAGUAAAAAAAUCAAAAACGGGGUGGAGGCGUUUUUCUGGGGCAUUAACAGUGAAUUGAGGAAGGUGAGGAGGCGUCUUCUGAACAUGGCAACUCAGAUAUCGUCGAUAUGUGUGCCCCCGGACGAGUUUCUCUUUAACAACGAGAUGCAAAAAUCUCUCGCAUUCGAAAACGAGUCUUUGUCAAACUCGCAAACGUACUUUUGGGCUCUCCAAUCCUUGCGUCUUAUCAAUGAGUGCAUUACUUGGAUUAUUAGAGAAUGGGACAUGUACGACAAAGAAUCUCUUCUGGAUCUUCUCAAUACAGGUGGCGGUGGGAUAAGCCAUACGUAUGCCAAUUCAGAUGGCGAAGCAGCUGCGGCUAGAACUGCAUCGGUACCUUACCUAGAUGAUAUUCAAGAACAAAUGACUCAGUUCGCCGGUAUGAUAAAAGACAACAAUGCCAAGCUGGUGGAGAUACGGGCAUUGCGCGACGGUCUUUUCGAUGCCUCUUCAUUCCUCGAAGCGCGCACCGCUGUCGCACAAGGCAAAAACAUUCAUAUGCUCACGCUUAUCUCUAUGGUGUUCUUGCCUGCUAGCUUCGCAACGUCCAUCUUUGGCAUGCAGUCUCUUCCACCAUCAUCGACAAGUCUCACGACGUUUGCAAUCGUCAUGAUAUGUGUUUGCGGGCCUGUAUAUUUGAUUAUCUUAGUAUUGAGCGGAGGACUAAAAGGAGCCGGUGUUAUUUGGGGGAAGAUAGCGAGGUUCUGGGAUGUACGCGGCAACGUCGAUGGCAAAAAAUGGCUCGAAAAGGCGAAGACGAUUAUAAGGAAGAAAAGUAACAAACCACAGGAUGUCGAAAAUGGUACAUGA